AUGGACCUUGUCCCUACUCUGAGCCCUGGGUCACGGAUCCAGCUAUGGAGGCAGCUGCUGCACCUCAAGAAGACCUGGGACCCAAGUCCAGCAGCCAGCUUCUCCUCCCUUUCUCCCUUGUCUCUCUGCAGGAAGUUUAAGUUUAACCCAAAGCUGGGCAUUGACAAUCCUGUCCUUUCCUUGGCUGAAGACCAGGACCACUCUGAUCCCUGGAACCUGCAGCGGCCUCGUUUCUGUCUGCUGAGCAAAGAAGAGGGCAAGAGUUUUGGGUUCCACCUGCAACAGCAGCUGGGCAAGGCUGACCAUGUGGUAUGCAGAGUGGAGCCAGGCACCUCUGCCCAGCACCAAGGUCUCCGGGAAGGAGACCGGAUCCUAGCAGUGAACCUUAAUGUCGUGGAACGUGAGGACCAUGCAGUGGUGGUGCGUCACAUCCGGGCCAGCGGUUCCCGGGUGUUGCUGACAGUCUUGGCACAGCACGUGUAUGAUGUGGCCCGAGCUCAGCAGGGGAACGAUGCUCCCCUUUGUCCUACCUUAGGCUUAGGGGUUCGGCCGCGGUUAUGCCACAUCAUGAAAGAUGAAGGUGGCUUUGGCUUCAGCGUCACCUACGGAGCUCAGGGUUCCUUCUGGCUGAUGCUAAGUGCAGGGGGAGCUGCUGAGAGGGCAGGGGUGCCCCCUGGGGCCCGACUGCUGGAAGUGAAUGGGGUCAGUGUGGAAAAGUUCACUUCCAACCAGCUCAGCAGGAAGCUUUGGCAGAGUGGAGAUCAGGUGACCCUGCUGGUGGCAGGGCCAGAGGUAGAGGAACAGUGUCACCAGUUGGGAAUGCCCCUGGCUGCACCCCUGGCAGAGGGCUGGACGCUGCCAGCCAAGCCCCGAUGUCUGCACAUAGAGAAAGGGCCUAAAGGCUUUGGGUUCCUGCUCAGAGAGGAGAAGGGCCCAGAUGGUCACCUCGGGCAGUUCUUAUCAGAGGUGGACCCAGGAUUGCCAGCUGACAAGGCUGGAAUGCAAGCUGGUGACCGGCUGUUGGCUGUGGCUGGGGAAAGCGUGGAGGGGCUGGGCCAUGAGGAAACAGUGUCCAGGAUCCGAGCACAGGGCUCUUGUGUCUCCCUCGUUGUCAUCGACCCUGAGGCUGACAGCUUCUUCAGCAUGGUUCGUCUGUCCCCACUCCUCUUCUUGGAGAACUCAGAGAUUGCUGCCUCCUCCCAGGCCAUGAGCUUGGAAUCCCUAGCAGAGACCCAGGACCUGCUAGUUGAAGACACAGCUGAGCCUUCUGGCCCUGUUGGCUCUCGCCAGUGCUUCCUAUACCCUGGGCCUGGAGGUGGCUAUGGCUUCCGACUCUGCUGUGUGGCCAGUGGGCCUUGUCUCUUCGUCUCCCAGGUGACUCCAGGAGGCUCAGCUGCCCGGGCAGGCCUAAAAAUAGGAGAUGAAGUUCUGGAGGUGAAUGGGUGCUCUGUGGGUGGACACAAUGACCUGGACAGGCUUCAGCAGCUGGCGGAGGCUGAGCCACCCCUGUGCCUGAAGCUGGCACCAGCCAGGAAUCUCCAGGACUUAGAAGCUUGGAUUUCCUUGGAGUCUAGAGAGGAUUGGGCUCUGCCCUCAGAGCUUCUAUAGGACACCCUGCUUGGCGCAGACCUUUCACUUUCCUGUUAUUGCUCUGCACCAUGAAAUGGAAGGAGCCAGAGAUGGUCUCUAAAUGAUCUGGAGGAUUCAGACAUCAUCAAUCACAGUACUGCUGAAGGCCUUCUUCCCUUCCCAUGGGCCUACCUCCCAGCCCUGGGUGUGGGGUAGAGACUUCAGGCAAGCUCAUGAGGGAGCCCAACUUUCCACCGGAUGUUAUGUAGGAGCUUUGGGGAGCUGUGCCCCAAGGCUAAAGUUCUCCACAGGAUGCUAUAUAGGGGCUUUGGGGAUCUGUUCCCCAAAGAUGAAGUUCUGCCUGAGAAGGAGACUGGGGUCGGCUAGGACUGAAGCAGUUGAGAACUUAUCCUAUGUAUGACUCCAGAGUAAUGUAGCACAGGAAUUUGGAGACCAGAUAUACUUUCCUUCUAUGGACACCUUAAAAUUAUGGGAACUGAUACUUGGUCACUGUAAUGUCCUGUCAUGGAAAUAGCCUUUCCAAGUUGGUUGGUAUAAUGGCUUAGUGGGUAAAGUGUUUACUGCCAAGCCUGAGUUCAAUCCCCAGAACCCACAUGGCAGAAGAAGAAAACAAACUCCUGAAAGCUGUCCUCUGAUCUAUAUAUGCCCACCAUGGCAUGCUAUACCCCACAACUACAUAAAAGUUUUAAAAAUUA
Molecule: messenger RNA, 2285 nt
Organism: Nannospalax galili (Upper Galilee mountains blind mole rat)
Lineage: Eukaryota; Metazoa; Chordata; Mammalia; Rodentia; Spalacidae
Gene: Nherf4
Product: PDZ domain containing 3
Exons: 10
Coding region: 1-1608 (535 amino acids)
Biological process (GO): protein localization to plasma membrane
Cellular component (GO): apical plasma membrane
Molecular function (GO): signaling receptor binding; protein-membrane adaptor activity
Source: RefSeq, a predicted model, not a curated record